UGGCAUUGGCUGUGCUAUCAAAUGUAGGUGGAAACGCAUCUUCCAGAUUGGUGCAACGAUUUAUCAAUAUGUUUACACAAUUUUUACAAAAUUAUAUAUCUCAGAAUGUUUUUUUAUUGAUAUUAUAAUGAUUAAUAGUAUAUUUAUAUCAAUCUAUGAUACUGUGUAAUGAUAUGUCACAAGAUCGCUCAUGCAUUAAUGUGCGGCCGAAUCAACUAGCGCAAAGUGGUUGUUCAACCAGUGUUGGUGUAUAUUGGAUGUUACAGAAAUGGCGCACUUGAAAUUGUGUUGCCGGGGGCGUGUAAACAAAUUUGAGACUUACAUCACAGGUGAUCUUAAAUUUAAAACAAAACGUCUUUGAUUAUUACAAAUUAAAUUCGUAGUUACACAAGAAUGAAUAAAAAUCAGAUAUUCCACGAUCCUUUCUUCUGGCAGCACUUCCAGAAACAAGUGCAAAACAAAUUUUGGAAAUGUGAUUUUUCCAACAGCCUUCUUCUGGACACUUUAACUCAUGACUCAAAACUCUACAAAGACGAUACCAUCUUCACGAAAAGAAGGGAAAACAUAUUGACCUGGCUCAACAACGAAAGCCAAUGGGAGACUAUAAUCUUGGGAGCUUGCUCAGAAUCAGCUACUCAACGUCUAGGACCACAUAGCCAAAUACUUAAAAAUCUUCAUAUUCUCGAAGCUUUUACGGAUUUUACAGAACACCUCAACUGUUUUUAUUCAGUAGCUUCUACAAUGUCCAUUCAAGGAGAAGUGGUCCAGCCUUUUAGUCAGUAUUCGUCCCAAGUCCAUGACAUAGAUAAACUGGAUCCAGUGAUGCUAGUAGGAUAUUCUGAACGCUUUGAGGACAAUAUGGCCACUUCUGUUUGGGACUUGUGCGUUGAUAGGCAUGUACAGAUUAAUCCACAUCAUCAGGGGCAUAGCGUAUGGCACAGUCAGGAUGAAGACGAGUCUUCUCGAAGUAUUAGAGUAGCAGCUUUGAGAGAAAUGGUGUGUGAUAAAGUGUCGAGACGUAUGCAAAAGAAUUUAAAUGGUGUCGUAUGCAAAGAUAUGUGGAAUGUCGACAUUGUUUUCUUUCAGGGGCUUCCUCAAGGAUGGAUGGAUAAAGCAGACGGUAUCAUGAGACUCAUGAAGCAAAAAGGUGUCUCCAUGAUAAGUUAAUGCAGAAUUUCAUAUUAAAUAAGAAUAAGAAGAUUAUGUGUAAACCAAAGAUACAAUCCACUAUUUUUUUAAGAAAAUAAUAAUUUAAAUAUGUAAGAUAUUCGUUGCUUGUAUUAUGCGUGUUAAUAUUUCAGUGACAGUCAAAAUAUAUCUCCUGAAUUCCAAAAUUUGUAUAACUUAUAACCGUAAAUUAAUGAAUAAUUUAAGAUCGAAAGUAUCUAAUUUUAUAAAACUCAUGUACGAAAUUCUACGUCUUCCGAGCUCAUAUCUUAUUAAAUUUUAGCCUUUUAUGUCAAUAAAUAGUCUUGUUAUGUGAAUUCAGAUUAAAUUAUUUCGCAGUAUUUUAUAUUCUUGAUGUUGCUAAAUUUUCUGGCACUUAAAACAAUAUUAUUUGUAUUAAAAAAGCAUCAAUUAUAAUUUUUGAAAUUUUCAUAUUAAAAAAAAUAAUGAGUCAUUAAUGACCUUUAAAAGAUGUAUGCUUAAUUAACAUUUAAUUGUGUUUCAUUUAUGAGUGAGAAUAUAAUUUAAGGAUAGAAGUUGGUUUUGAAAAUAUUAUUUGAUAUUCAUUGUAAUAUUAGAUGAUGAAAGUUUUAUCGGAUUACCAUCAUUAAAUAAAAUAAAGUUUAAGAAUUACCAUCAUUAAAUAAAAUUUCAUGGUAAAGUUAACAUAGGUUGAAAAUAAAUUUUUGAGACCUUUGUAGACUUUCAUUCUAUCACUUUAAAAAAGCAUUUUGAUUGUAAAUAACAUAUGUUGAUUCCUAAAGAGAUUUUUCUAUUAUUGGUAAAUUGAUAUUCUACUAAUUUGCAUGUCAAACGAAUCAAAUGAAUUUUUUAAUUAAAAAAUAAUUUCAUAGCAUAAUUAUUUUUAUUUUUUUAUACAAUGAGAUUAUUUUUAACUGUUUCAUUUGUAUGUGUUAAUGCACAUUAAAAUACUUCGUUAAAGACAGGUGUGUUUUAUUCAUUCAUAGAAUCCUGAAUCGUCCAAUUAUAAAUAAUUGCCUGGUAAUUACCUUCUAGGCAUAAAUAAGUAUUAUACUAUUCAUUUUGUCCUCCUUUAUAAUCUGUUAUUUAUACAAAACAGAUAUUCUAUGUUAAUUUUUUGUAUAUCUUGAAAAGUUUAUUUUCGUUAGCACAAUAAAAU
Argiope bruennichi is the source of this 2308-nucleotide messenger RNA. RefSeq lists its product as uncharacterized. The transcript is spliced from 2 exons. Lineage: Eukaryota; Metazoa; Arthropoda; Arachnida; Araneae; Araneidae. The coding region runs from base 394 to 1167 and encodes 257 amino acids. The record is from RefSeq and is a predicted model, not a curated record.